Melanaphis sacchari is the source of this 1643-nucleotide messenger RNA. Its product is annotated as inositol-tetrakisphosphate 1-kinase-like. Lineage: Eukaryota; Metazoa; Arthropoda; Insecta; Hemiptera; Aphididae. Gene Ontology annotation, cellular component: cytoplasm. The transcript has 9 exons. The record is from RefSeq and is a predicted model, not a curated record. Gene Ontology annotation, biological process: inositol trisphosphate metabolic process. Gene Ontology annotation, molecular function: ATP binding; inositol-1,3,4-trisphosphate 6-kinase activity; magnesium ion binding. The coding region runs from base 545 to 1609 and encodes 354 amino acids.
CCGUACUACCGGAGUAUCAUCAAGAUAUUACAUUUAUUUUCAUACGUAUUAUCUAGUUUUUCAUAUUAUUAUUUUGUUAUUAUGUAAGAUAUUUACUUGAAAUUUGCAUACAUAAUCUUAUUAUGGUAUCAUACAUCAUCACAUAUGUAUAUAUAUAAUAUAUUAUCGUAUUUUAUGUAUAGUAGAAUCGUGAUAAGAUUGAGAAAAAAAAAAGUGAAACCAUAACUAUAUACUAUACUGUGCGAACGGUAAAUAAGCAAGCAUUAGGUAACGAAUAACAACGCAUACCGCAUAUGACACACGGUGAUGGGCGGUAAACGGCCUUCGAAUCUUAAUGCAGUUGUUUCUCAACACGUAUUUUUCUGGUAAAAUAAUUGAAAAUAAUAAUAAUUCGUAUUCGGCCCGAGAUGACGAAUGAGUGUGUAUCACUGCCACAUUUGUGUGUGGACAUGUGAAUCGAGCGCACGCGACUUGCAGUGUGUUGUUGAUUGAGGAAGACGAUAUCAGAGUGUCAAUCUAGACAUCGUCUUGUAUAAUAUUCGUGAUGAACGAAAACGACAAGGAUCCGUCGUCGAUGGUCAUCGGAUACUGGAUGUCCGACAGAAAGAGCCAGAAACUCAAUUGGAUCGAGUUUGGAAAAGUGUGCAGACAGCAUGGAUAUGAAUUAGUGAAAUUGGAUCUUGAAAAAUCGUUAGAAGAACAAGGACCAUUUGCAGUAAUUUUACAUAAACUUACUGAAAUAAUUGCCAGAAAUGAUGAAAAGGCAAUUCAAAUCAUAGGUAGAAUUGAACAGUAUAUUAAGGAUCAUCCAAAAGUAUUAAUCAUUGAUCCAUUAGAUAGUGUCCGUACCCUGCUUGAUCGCUACAAAACAUAUAAUGUCGUGUUGAACACCACCUUGAACAAUAUUGAUGUUUUUACACCUACAUUUGUGGAAAUUCUGUCAAACAAUGUAAAAGAGAAUAUCAAAAAACUAAAAAAUGCUGGAGUCACAUUUCCAUUUAUUUGUAAGCCGUUUGUAGCUCAAGGAACAACUUACUGUCAUCAGAUGUCUGUAAUUUUUAAUGAACGUGGUGUAGCUGAUUGUAAGCCUCCAUGUGUCGCUCAAUCAUUCAUUAAUCACAAUGCAAUUUUGUACAAACUGUAUGUGGUUGGAGAUCAUUAUCAAAUGGUUGAGAGACCAUCAUUGAAAAAUUUUUAUGCUUCAAAUGAUGACCGAGAUACAAUUACUUUUGAUAGUCAUUCUGUGUCUAAAUCAGAUUCAAGUAGCGAACUUAGUGUACUUGACCCUUCUGAAAGUGCCAAAGGAUCUUCCAUAGAUCCAAUCAAAUUGCAUUCUAUUGUCAAAACUCUUGGCAGUUAUCUAAACAUGUCUCUAUAUGGUGUUGAUGUUGUUGUUGAAAAUGAUACCAAUCGGCAUGCAAUUAUUGAUAUUAAUGCCUAUCCUGGUUAUGAUGGAUUUCCAGACUUUUUUGGAAAACUUAUAGACUGUGUAAUAUCUAGACGUGCUCAAUCGGUAUGCUCUAAAGCAUAUUUUGAAGACUCUGGGUUUGAUACUAGUGAUUCAAGCGAUGAAAAAAAAUCUCGCGCCAAACUAAAUUCAAUUAAUUAAUAUAAUUAAAACUGAUCAAUUAAUCUUUGCCUAA